AUGGGGUAGGAGUUAUUCUGAAGGAACCGUAUGUCAAGAGUGUUUUGGAGGUGAAAAGAGUGUCAGACAGAGUAAUAAUUAUGAAGCUGGAAAUUGGAGGUGUGAUGAUGAAUGUUGUUAGUGCAUAUGCACUGCAAGUUGGGUGUGCAAUGGGUGAGAAAGAAGAUUUUUGGAGUAAGUUUGAUGAAGUGAUGAACAGUGUACCCAAGGGACAGAAAGUGGUGAUUGGAGCGGAUUUCAGUGGACAUGUUGGUGAAGGGAACAGUGGAGACGAGGAGGUGAUGGGUAGGUAUGGUGUCAAGGAGCGGAAUGAAGAAGGUCAGGGGAUAGUGGAUUUUGCCAAAAGGAUGGACAUGGCUGUGGUGAAUAUGUAUUUUAAGAAGAGAGAGGAACAUAGGGUUACGUACAAGAGUGGAGGAAGAUGCACACAGGUAGAUUACAUCCUAUGCAAAAGAGUUGAUCUGAAGGAGAUUAAAGACUGCAAAGUGGUGGCAGGGGAAUGUGUAGUUAAGCAGCAUAGGAUGGUGGUUUGUAGGAUGACGUUGGAGAUCAAGAAGAGGAAGAGAGUGAGGGCAGAGCCAAGGAUCAAAUGGUGGAAGUUGAAAAAGGAAGACUGUAAGGUUGAGUUUAGGGAGGAGGUGAGACAGGCACUGGGUGGCAGUGAAGAGUUACCAGACAGCUGGGAAACUACAGCAGAUGAAGUAAGGGUGACAGCAAGAAGGGUGCUUAGCGUGACAUCUGGAAAGAUGAAGGAGGAAAAGGAAACCUGGUGAUGGAAUGAGGAAAUACAGGAGAGUAUGCAGAGGAAGAGGAUGGCAAAGAAGAAGUUGGAUAGUCAGAGAGAUGCAGAAAGUAGACAAGAGUACAAGGAGAUAAGGCACAAGGUGAAGAGAGAGAUGACAAAGGCUAAAGAAAAGACGUGUGAUGAGUUGUAUGAGAGGUUGAACACUAAGGAGGGAGAAAAGGACCUGUACCGAUUGGCUAGACAGAGGGACCGAGCUGGGAAAGAUGUGCAGCAGGUUAGGGUGAUAAAGGAUAAAGAUGGAAACGUACUCACAAGCAAGGAGAGUGUGUUGAGCAGAUGGAAAGAGUACUUUGAGAGGCUGAUGAAUGAAGAGAACGAGAGAGAGAAGAGGUUGGAUGAUAUGGAGUUAGGGAAUCAGUAAGUACAACGGAUUAGCAAGGAGGAAGUAAGGACAGCUAUGAAGAGGAUGAAACAUGGAAAGGCUGUUGGUCCAGAUGACAUACCUAUGGAAGCAUGGAGGUGUUUAGGAGAGAUGGUAGUGGAGUUUUUAACCAGAUUGUUUGAUGGAAUCUUGGAAAGUGAGAGGAUGCCUGAGGAGUGGAGAAGAAGUGUACUGGUGCCGAUAUUUAAG
Erpetoichthys calabaricus (reedfish) is the source of this 1376-nucleotide messenger RNA. RefSeq lists its product as uncharacterized. The record is from RefSeq and is a predicted model, not a curated record. The transcript has 2 exons. Lineage: Eukaryota; Metazoa; Chordata; Cladistia; Polypteriformes; Polypteridae. Gene Ontology annotation, cellular component: nucleus. Gene Ontology annotation, biological process: chromatin remodeling. The coding region runs from base 81 to 773 and encodes 230 amino acids.